GGGAAACUGAGCUCAGAGAGGCUGCUCCUCACCUCGGGUCACCCAAGGGCUAAGAGGCCGAUGGGGAUUCAAACUCAGUGUCGUUCCAGAGCCCUACUCCUAACGGCUGGGCGAGGGGCAAGUCCCUCUGCGUCACCUGAUGCACAGUCACCACCAGCCACUGCGAACCCCCAGCUCAGGCGGGCGCAGCGUCGUUUGGAGAAGGACAUCUGUGCGAUUCCGUUCUUGAAAAUCCCGGCUCGUUUUUCAUGUGACUUCUGCUUCGUGUGUCCUGGCAGAAAGGGCAGCAGGGCUGUCACAGGCUUCGUUCUGCCCCUCCCCCAGAACGGCUGCUGCCUGGAAACGUGUAAAGGAAGCGGUUGUGUUUGUGGCCACCAAGAUCUGGAGGUGAGGAGCAUCUGGUUAAAAUGAUUCAGCAAGAACCCCCCCACCGCCCCAACCCUGGGGGUGGUUCAAGGGGUCUGGCUCCACCCGCCACACUCCUCCCCAGCACUGCCCCACGCUGGGGCAGCCCACCCCAGUGCAGGUGCCGCCUAGGACGGCUGGGCCCAGCAGGACAGCUCGGCACUGCCCUCCACUGGAGCCAUGCGGCCAGCGGGAGCUCUGCUCGCCCUCUGCGGCCUUGUCCUGAGCACCACCGGAGGCCCCGCCCAAGACUCCUGUUCUCAGGACCUUAACGCAGGUGUGAAACCAGGAUUCCCCAAAACCAUACAAACCAAUGACACCGGGGUCCGCCAGGCAGCCAGGCAUAGCGCGGAGAGGUUCAACAACUGCACCAACGACCUCUUCCUGUUCAAGGAGGCCCGCGUCCUCAGAGCCCUGGUGCAGAUAGUGAAAGGCCUGAAGUACAUGCUCGAGCUGGAAAUCCGCAGAACGACCUGCAAGAAAACCAGGCACUCUGAUCUGGACGACUGUGACUUCCAAACCAAUCACACCUUGAAGUGGACUCUGAGCUGCUACUCUGAAGUCUGGGUCAUCCCCUGGCUCCAGAAGGUCGAGGUGCCGGUUCUCUACUGUCACUGACUUCCGCCUCUUCAGCCAGACCGCAGCCAUGACCCAUGCUGAGCCUCUGCCCUCUGAGACCCUGACCCGGCUCCCUGCCAGCUGUCACAGGCACCCCUGGGUGCCGCAGAAGCGCCAGUGCUCAUCCCGAGGGGGCGAUGGGAGGCUGAGGGUGCUGCACAGCCACGUGAAGUGCGUUACGCCGCAUCUCCUGGAGCUAACUGUACUGAUGUUGCAUGCCAGGAUCCAGGCUCAGCCCACAAGGCUGGGUCCUCCGAUGGCAAGUAGGGGGCCUCCCUCUGGCUGACCCCCGGUGGUCCCAAGCUCUGGGUGACCCAUAUUCUGGUCUGAGGUGGCAUUACAGCAGCAGGAGGGAGACUGAGUGUGUUGCCGACCACCUUGACCCUUCGUGGACGAAGAGUGCCGUAAUAAACAUGAAUGGAGGCCUGGCAUCACAAAGCAAGGCUGUGUUACUUUAGCGGGAGGGCCACGACAGUGAGGCUCCGUGUGAGUCCCUAUGCCAGCGGUCAGCCAAGUUCCGGGAGGCUUGUCCAGAG
Messenger RNA from Tupaia belangeri chinensis (Chinese tree shrew), 1559 nucleotides. RefSeq names its product cystatin F (gene CST7). The record is from RefSeq and is a predicted model, not a curated record. Lineage: Eukaryota; Metazoa; Chordata; Mammalia; Scandentia; Tupaiidae. Gene Ontology annotation, molecular function: cysteine-type endopeptidase inhibitor activity. The coding region runs from base 586 to 1023 and encodes 145 amino acids. Gene Ontology annotation, biological process: immune response; positive regulation of myelination; negative regulation of microglial cell activation. Gene Ontology annotation, cellular component: late endosome; lysosome; Golgi apparatus. The transcript has 5 exons.